AUGUUCAGAAACAAUUACGAUAACGAUUCGGUGACCUUCUCACCGCAAGGUCGUAUCUUCCAGGUGGAAUAUGCUCAAGAAGCUGUCAAACAAGGUUCCGUCGUGGUCGGGUUAGUUAGCAAGACACAUGCUGUUCUCGUGGGAUUGAAGCGAAACGCAGAAGAACUCUCCUCCUACCAGAAAAAAGUCAUCGAAAUCGACACACACAUGGGCAUCGCCAUUGCCGGCCUCAGCUCCGACGCCCGCGUCCUCUCCAACUUCAUGAAACAGCAAUCCCUCGGUUCACGAAUGACAUACGGCCGCGCCAUCCCCCUCGACCGAAUCGUAACCCAAAUCGGCGACCGCGCACAAACCAACACACAACAUUACGGGAAACGACCAUACGGUGUCGGGCUACUAGUUGCGGGUGUCGAUGAUGCAGGCCCUCAUUUAUUCGAGUUUCAACCCUCCGGUAUGACUCAGGAGAUGCUUGCGUGCGCGAUUGGGGCUCGGUCACAGAUGGCGAGAACCUACCUAGAAAGAAAUCUGGCGGAAUUUGCGGAUUGUUCGCGUGAGGAGUUGAUUAACCAUGGCCUCAAGGCGUUGAGGGAGACUCUUUCGCAGGAUAAGGAGCUCACGAUUGAUAAUACCACUGUGGGAGUUGUGGGUCUUGUUCCUAAGGAUGCGGCGGCGGCUUCCAAGGGUACGAAGUUGGAGAACUUUAAGCUAUACGAUGGGCAGGACAUUAGUGUGCUGUUGGAGGCAUUGGAUGGAGCGGCUACUGAGGCUGGUGAAAUGGAGGUUGAUACGCAGUGA
Talaromyces marneffei is the source of this 795-nucleotide messenger RNA. RefSeq lists its product as uncharacterized. The coding region runs from base 1 to 795 and encodes 264 amino acids. Gene Ontology annotation, cellular component: nucleus; proteasome core complex, alpha-subunit complex; proteasome core complex. Lineage: Eukaryota; Fungi; Ascomycota; Eurotiomycetes; Eurotiales; Trichocomaceae. The transcript is spliced from 3 exons. The record is from RefSeq and is a predicted model, not a curated record. Gene Ontology annotation, biological process: ubiquitin-dependent protein catabolic process.